AUGGUUCGACCGAACCUGGCUGUUGCCGGGUUGGUGCGGCGGCGCAUCGAGCCGCUGGGCGGCCGGAGCGAGGGCGAGAUUUCCUCAAUCACAGAAUCCUUGCCUAGGGCCUCGAGGCGAACAAGAGCACGCGGCUUCGCGACGACGUCGAGGUUACGGGAUUGGGAUGAACAAUCUACAGCAGGUGCUACGCAGAAGCCGAGGCCCCGGACUGCGAUUUUCUUUCCAGGCCAAGGUGUACAGAAAGUAGGCAUGCUCACGCCAUGGCUCGAAGCAUUCCCCGCGACCGCGAAGCCGAUCGUCGAGCAGAUCGACCACUGCAUGGGCUAUAAGCUCUCGGAUAUAAUACAACAUGGAACGAGUAAAGUCCUAACGGCCACAUCGAACGCCCAGCCCGCGAUCAUGGCCACGUCGAUCCUGAUUCUCAAAAUCCUCGAAAAGGAAUUCGGCUUCGACCUAGCGACGAGGGUCAAUGUCACGUUAGGCCACUCCCUCGGCGAGUUCGCCGCCCUCGUGGCCGGCGGGUACAUGGAGUUUGAAGAUAGCUUAUACGUGUGCACGAAGCGGGCGUUGGCUAUGGAGCAGGCGACGCAGAACGCCAGGGAGCAGUACGGCGGCGAAUACGGCAUGGUGGCCAUCGUGACAGAGCCGGAAUACCUCCCGGGCCUCAUCGACGCCGUUGACGGCUUCGUCGAACGCAGCGGCGCGACGGGCUUUGCCCCCAUCGAGCAGGUACACAUCGCCAACAUCAAUUCGAAGAAUCAGAUUGUCCUUAGCGGCAACAUUGACAGGAUAAAGACGCUGGUGGCGCACGUGCGGCAGUUCCUUGGACACGACCCCCGGGCUGUCCGGCUGAACAGCGACUCGCCGUUUCACAGUCCCAUCAUGCAGCCCGCCGUAUCGGUCAUGCGGAAACUUCUCGAGAAGAAGAGCCGGGUGGAGGGACGCGCCGACAAGGACAUCGUAACGUUUCCAGGCGUUAUCCCGUGUAUCAGCAACGUUACCGCUCGACCGUUCCGGAGCAAGGAGGAGCUAAAGGAUCUACUGGCGAGACAAGCUGUGGAGACGGUGAUGUGGUGGGACACUAUCAAGUACCUGGACCAAGAGGAGCGUGUACGGCGCUGGAUCGGCAUUGGUCCCGGGAAGGUCGGGAGAAAUCUCGUGGGCAAGGAGGUUGGUCUUCGAGGCCACGAUGUCGUUAAAGGCGCAGGCGUCUGGGCCAUCACGACGCCGGAGGAUAUAGAAGAGGUCCUGAAGGGCCUUGAGGAGACGGAGAGCGUGCUCGAGGACAUGGAGGACGAAGGAGAACUAUAG
Molecule: messenger RNA, 1314 nt
Organism: Scedosporium apiospermum
Lineage: Eukaryota; Fungi; Ascomycota; Sordariomycetes; Microascales; Microascaceae
Product: Malonyl CoA-acyl carrier protein transacylase
Exons: 2
Coding region: 1-1314 (437 amino acids)
Biological process (GO): fatty acid biosynthetic process
Cellular component (GO): mitochondrion
Molecular function (GO): [acyl-carrier-protein] S-malonyltransferase activity
Source: RefSeq, a predicted model, not a curated record